This is a messenger RNA of Mizuhopecten yessoensis (Yesso scallop), 2225 nucleotides long. RefSeq names its product sodium/hydrogen exchanger 7-like. Lineage: Eukaryota; Metazoa; Mollusca; Bivalvia; Pectinida; Pectinidae. The transcript has 19 exons. Gene Ontology annotation, molecular function: sodium:proton antiporter activity. Gene Ontology annotation, biological process: sodium ion transport; regulation of pH; proton transmembrane transport. Bases 138 to 2171 code for a protein of 677 amino acids. Gene Ontology annotation, cellular component: membrane; recycling endosome. The record is from RefSeq and is a predicted model, not a curated record.
AAAAUACGAAACUACCAAUGUAUGGGGAGUUUCCAACAUGGCGACAUAACCCAAUGACAACAUGACGUGUAUUCGUAUUUCUGUAAUGCCGACUCGUUAGUUGAUUACUUCUGUGUGUGUCGUCUCAAAAAACAAAGAUGUCGGUUGCUUCGGAGGAAGAGGAGCAAGUGCUCACCGUUCAUAAGACAGAUAGUGCCACUAUCCUCAUAUUACUCGGGAUCCUCCUACUGACUAUUCUGACAAUCUGGCUAUUCAAACAUCGCCGGCUACGCUUUGUGCACGAGUCGGGUUUAUCCAUGAUCUACGGUAUGAUCGUAGGCAUGGUGAUCCGCUACGGGAGUUCAGCCAGCACAGAGACGCCCGAGGUGGAACUGACCAAUAAUGAGACAUUCUAUGCAUUUCAGCCACCGUCGUCUGUCAUCCUCAACCUAAAAACAGAAGAAAACUCCACAGAUAAACUACACUCUCUCAAGUACAAUCUGUGGGGAAUGGUCAACGAGAAUGAGCAAAUGGCUCCCAUCGUUCGUGCUGUUACCUUUGAUCCGGAAUUCUUUUUCAACAUAAUGCUGCCUUUUAUCAUCUUUGAAGCAGGUUACAGUAUGAAACGAAGGCAUUUUUUCCGAAACUUUGGAGCCAUAAUAGCGUAUGCCUUCGUUGGUACAACAAUAUCAUGCUGCGUAGUGGGUGGGAUAAUGUAUGGACUUACCAGGUUGAUGGAUAUCACUUUCACUUUAAAUGAUUGCUUUUUCUUUGGAGCGAUAAUCUCAGCUACCGAUCCAGUGACAGUGCUGGCCAUAUUUAGUGAUCUGAGGGUGGACGUCGACUUGUUUGCCUUAAUCUUUGGAGAGAGCGUUCUCAACGACGCUGUGGCCAUUGUCUUGUCUGAAUCCGUGGAGACCUAUGGGCAGUAUGCUAGCACAGGCUUCAGUGUUAAUGCGUUGUUCAAAUCCCUGGGAAGCUUUGUCGGAAUAUUUGCCGGAGCAUUUGCCAUUGGUUCAUUUAUUGGUUGUCUAACAGCUGUCAUUACUAAGUACACGAAGAUCCGUGACUUUCCUCUGUUGGAGACGGCCUUGUUCUUCCUCAUGUCCUAUAGCACAUUCCAAGCUGCAGAGGCUGCAGGUCUUACAGGAAUUGUAGCAGUGCUGUUCUGUGGGAUCACACAGGCCCAUUACACUUUUAACAACUUAUCUGUGGAAUCAAAGCAGAGAACAAAACAAUUAUUUGAACUGACCAAUUUCCUGGCAGAAAACUUUGUCUUUCUCUACGUGGGCGUGUCUAUAUUCACAUUCCACGCACAAAAGUGGCAUGCAGGGUUCAUCUUCUCCACAUUCCUUGCUAUUUUUGUAGCGAGAUUCUGUAAUGUAUAUCCGUUGUCUUUAUUGCUGAAUCUCGGCCGACGGAAAAAGAUCAAAAGUUCCUUCAUGAAUAUGAUGAUGUUUAGUGGUCUACGAGGAGCUAUUGCUUUUGCCCUGUCUAUCCGGAACACGUCGUCGGAGGCCAGGAGACUAAUGGUGUCCUCAACAAUGAUGGUUGUUUUAGUGACCGUCGUCAUCUGCGGCGGAUUUACCACUCCUAUGCUACAGUGGCUGCAGAUCAGGGUCGGGGUCGAAGAAGACCAGGAAGUGACGGACGGUUCCAGUAUUAGAACUUUUAGCUUGCCGCAGUUUAGCUUGCCGGAGUGUUCAUGCGUUCCGAGGGGUCUGUGUGGAUUGUGUUCGUCUCGAAAGGAGGAAUACUUAGAUGAAAGUAGCAUGCCUGAACUGCCAGAAUCCCCUCUACUUGAGGGAGGAUCCACCGUGGAGAUCAGUCAAGGCAAGAAGCCGCGUGAUGCCAAAGCUUGGCUGGUGGCUCAGUGGCAUAGCUUUGAUGUCAGAUUUAUGAAGCCGUUCCUGACCCACUGUCGGCCGACACUGAUGGAUACGUCACCAGCCUGUUGUAUGCCUCUAGCUCGUAUUCUUACUACAGUCGAACAGCUACAAGGGAGUGACCCUACCAAGGAUGCAGACUCUGAUAUAGAUAUGAUUAUAGACCACCGAGAACUAUCAAUAGGAGAAGAUACCGUAAGUACGGUGUCCCAGUCACAACCCUACAACAGCACGGAGCCCGUCUCACAGGUGGAUGUGUGGGUACAUUCCCAAGUCUCCCUAGAUGACCCUCCCCUGACCCCCUGACCUUAUGACCUCCGACCUAAGAUUCUAUUUCACCUGUGCUAAACACCUGUCAAC